This is a messenger RNA of Cryptomeria japonica (Japanese cedar), 2921 nucleotides long. Its product is annotated as probable WRKY transcription factor 3. Gene Ontology annotation, biological process: regulation of DNA-templated transcription. Bases 593 to 2359 code for a protein of 588 amino acids. The record is from RefSeq and is a predicted model, not a curated record. Lineage: Eukaryota; Viridiplantae; Streptophyta; Pinopsida; Cupressales; Cupressaceae. The transcript has 5 exons. Gene Ontology annotation, molecular function: DNA-binding transcription factor activity; sequence-specific DNA binding.
AAAAUUUUCAACGAAUUAUCUAAAACCCAUCUCUCUCUCAAAGCCCCCUUCCAUACCAUGUCACCAAUUCCUGGGAUCCCUUUGCAUACAGCGUUGAAAAUCCCACUUGAAAUUGGAGGCACAACCCUGUUCAAUAUGAUUGUUGUGAAAACCUCGGAGUCCUCCUCCUCCUCCUACAGGUUACAGUAUACUCAGUUUCCCUGAUCCAGUUUCAGCUGUACACUCAUUGCUCUGUGGGUGAGGAGCUCGAGAAUAGUGAUGGAAUGCAACAGGAACGCUCAGUACUAGUCAAGUUUACCUUUUCCCGGCUGUCAACAAGUUAGCUGAGGGGACUGACUACCUAGUUAGUGCACUAGUGCUUCCACUCCAUGACUCUCGUGGGAUACAUUUUCCAGCCCUUCACCGAUCGCCCUUCUUUUUAGUAUAAUAUUAUAUAUAGAGAGAGAGAGGGAGAGAGAUUCCUGUAGCCAAACUUGGAAUACCCACUUUUGUCUGCAGUUUUAGGAGACCAACCAGUCCAAGUCUAAGGUCCGACUAUGAGGGUACUCCUCGACCAUAGUGCACAGAACUAACUGGAAAGCGACGGAGAUUAAUGGAAGGGAAGGAGUCUGAGAAGAAGAAAAUGGUGGUUAGCAAGCCGACUCCUUGUCGACCAUCUAUAGCGUCGGCGUUUAUGAGAGAACAGGAUCCGGAGUCGGAUUGCCGCUCCUUCUCGCAGCUGCUGGCGGGUGCCAUGGCCGCUUCCUCUUCACCCCCACCGGUGGGAAACGGUGUUACCGUCCGCCCUAAGACCGUCCGUUUGAAGUCUAUUCCACCGCACCAGAUCACUAGUAGUCAGGGUGAGGUUAAAGAGGAUAAUUGUGGUCUAGCUGGGGACGGUAAAGAGAAGCAGGAGGAGGGUGAGAGUGCGGCAACUGUUGUGUUUAGGCCGCUGGCCAAGAUUGGGACCAGAAAUCCCCUCUCAUCCCUUGCAAAUCUCGGACCAUUUGGAAUUUCUCAUCAGCAAGCACUGGCUCAGGUUCAGGCUCAAGCUCAAGGCCACUCUCCAGUGCAAUCUCAGCCUGCUUCCUCCCUAGCACCAGCUAUAGUAACAUAUUCCAUGCCUCAGGUUUUACCACCUACAGUGGCUUCACCGAUGCCUGUCUCCAGUUACCCUGGAUUUAACACACACUCACCAAAAAAGAAGAUGCCACUCAAGUCAGAAAUGAAGCCAACAAUGGGGUCGCCAAAAUCUGUUCCCCAGAGUUCAGAGCAUAUGCAGCAAUCUUUACCACCAAUUCCUGUGGGAGAUAGACCCUCAUUUGAUGGUUAUAAUUGGCGUAAAUAUGGUCAGAAGCAGGUAAAGGGCAGUGAAUACCCUCGCAGCUAUUAUAAAUGCACACAUCCCAAUUGUCCUGUGAAGAAAAAGGUCGAACGGUCACAUGAUGGGCAGGUAACUGAAAUAGUGUAUAAAGGUGAACACAAUCAUUCUAAACCUCAACCUACCAGACGGGCCCCUCUAGGUACAAAUCUUCAUGAGCGAGAGAUGGACUUUCCUGGUGCUGUAUCUGGUGACAAAAGUGAAUAUCUUGAGGUAGAUGUGGAUCAAUCCAGUCCAAGAGUUUAUGCAGAUGUAGGUGGAAGGACUGAAAGGUUAACAACUAAUUCAGAUCCCUCAACGUCUGUAAGAGGGCCUGGCAAUGGAAAUGGAAGUCCUGAACAGUCCUUUUGUUUAAGCGAUGAUGGUGAGGAUGGAAGUAGAGCAGAAGAUGAGGAUGAUGAUGAGCCAGAUUCUAAGCGCAGGAAGAAAGACAAAAAAAUAAAGGAUUUGCUAGCUCCGCAGAGAACAAGUCGUGAGCCCCGUGUUAUUGUGCAGACCACUGAGGCAGAUAUUCUGGAGGAUGGUUUUCGAUGGCGUAAAUAUGGACAGAAAGUGGUGAAGGGAAAUCCUUACCCUAGGAGUUACUACAAGUGUACAAGCGUGAAAUGCAUGGUGCGUAAACAUGUUGAAAGGGCAUCCGACGAUCCCAAAGCUGUCAUCACAACAUAUGAGGGAAAGCACAACCAUGAUGCACCACUAGCAAGAAAUAGCAGUCAAGAUGGUGCAGGCAGUAAUACCCGCCUUCUGACUGGAAAAGGCAUUGAUCCAUUACCAGACAAACAGAUUCAAUACAGAAUUCCUUCUUAUGCAAGGGUUUCAGAGAGAACAGCUGAAGGAGAGGAGAGGUUACAUGUUGGAGAAGUUGGAGGUGUGCCAAUGACAGGAAAUAACAUGCAGAGUCAUGGUGGAGAUAUGGAAAGGGCUUUUGCUAGUGAUGAUAAUUUUGCUGUUUCAGGAACAAUGCAAGGGAUUGGGACUGAAGCAAAUAGAAGAAUUUGAGAUGACUUAUAGAUGAGCUUGUUUGUGCUGAAAUUGUAUCGCUGAGAUUAUGAUGGUUUUAUGAUGGGUAAUUGAAUUAUCAACUUGCAAGGUUGUAGAUAUGGCAGUGUCAUGUUUCUGCUGGACGUACAGCUGUGCAAUCAUCUAAAGGUACCUGUAAAGUGCAGGGAUAUUAUCUCUGACUAAUUGAAAGAGCAAAGCUGACUCCUCUACCAAUUGGGGCAAUAGGAAAUUAGUACAGGAUUAAAAUCAUGAGCCGGAUCCCUAGGCAGCAGCAGAGCUGUAAGAUGCAACUGAUAAGAGAGAAUGGGGAAAUCUAUUUAUCUGUUGUAUGGGUUGAUAGGGAAUGUUUCAUCUGUAAAUUCUUUUGGUUGCUUAUGCAAUUCAAAAGGACUGUUUGCGAUUUGUAGGUUAUUGGUUGGCUAUAAUUGCUGAUUUCUUUUUUAAUAUAUUUUAUAUCAGUCUGGUUAUUGAUUUGUGAAAUGACCACCUUGAGGCAUGGAUCCAUCUGCUGUGAUCGUUGAUUGUUUAAAGCAAUAACAAAGAGAUUUAUUUUGAUAUC